Vigna umbellata (rice bean) is the source of this 2386-nucleotide messenger RNA. Its product is annotated as vacuolar-sorting receptor 1. The record is from RefSeq and is a predicted model, not a curated record. Gene Ontology annotation, molecular function: calcium ion binding. Lineage: Eukaryota; Viridiplantae; Streptophyta; Magnoliopsida; Fabales; Fabaceae.
AGUGAUAAUAACAGUGAAAUAAAGAGGAAGAGAGAGAUAUGGAUUAUCUGUUGAGCAAGCAUUGAGAUGAAGAGUGGAAUAGCUGCUAAAUAAGCAACACAAAAACACAACACGGUUGAUGAUAGAGAUGAUCAAUGGUUUUUGAUUUUGUGAAACCACAAAACAGUAGUUGCAUCAAAAAGUUGAUGUGUGUUUGUGUUUGAUUGUGCGAGAGAGUAGUUGGUCUUGAAAAGAGAAAAAAGAAAAAAAUGAAGGUUUGGAGAUGGUUGCUGAGUUUGUUUGUGGGGUUAUUGUUGCCUGUGUCGAUAAUGGGUCGAUUCGUGGUGGAGAAGAACAGCCUGAGAGUGGCGUCGCCGGAGAAAAUAAGAGGCACUCACGACAGUGCCAUUGGGAACUUCGGCAUCCCUCAAUACGGUGGUAGCAUGGCGGGGAACGUCGUUUACCCAAAGGAUAACAAGAAAGGUUGCAAAGAGUUUGAUGAGUCUGGGAUUUCCUUCAAAUCAAGUCCCGGUGCUCUUCCCACCAUUGUUCUGCUCGAUCGCGGAAGUUGCUUCUUUGCAUUGAAGGUCUGGAAUGCUCAGAAGGCUGGAGCUUCUGCGGUUCUUGUUGCAGAUGAUGUUGAGGAGCCCUUGAUAACUAUGGACACACCUGAGGAGGAUGGCUCAUCUGCCAAAUAUGUGGAGAACAUAACUAUACCAUCUGCUCUUGUUGGAAAAAGUUUUGGUGAAAAGUUAAAGGAUGCCAUAAGUGGUGGGGACAUGGUCAAUGUAAAUCUUGAUUGGAGAGAGUCUGUCCCUCACCCAGAUGAUCGUGUGGAGUAUGAGUUGUGGAGCAACAGCAAUGAUGAGUGUGGAGUUAAGUGUGACAUGUUGAUGGAAUUUGUGAAGGAUUUCAAGGGCGCAGCACAGAUACUAGAGAAAGGCGGUUACACUCAGUUUACACCCCAUUAUAUAACUUGGUACUGUCCUCAUGCUUUCACAUUGAGCAAACAGUGCAAGUCUCAAUGCAUAAAUCAUGGAAGAUAUUGUGCUCCAGACCCUGAGCAGGACUUCAGCACAGGUUAUGACGGGAAAGAUGUGGUUGUUGAAAAUUUAAGGCAGCUAUGUGUUUUCAAGGUGGCGAAUGAAACUGGAAAGCCUUGGGUCUGGUGGGACUAUGUCACUGAUUUUCAAAUUAGAUGCCCCAUGAAGGAGAAAAAGUACAAUAAGGAAUGUGCAGAUGCUGUUAUUAAAUCACUGGGUCUUAAUAUUGAAAAGAUUGGAAAAUGCAUGGGCGAUCCAGAAGCUGAUGCUGAUAAUCCUGUCUUGAAAGAAGAGCAAGAUGCCCAAAUUGGAAAGGGAUCACGAGGUGAUGUUACAAUUUUGCCUACUCUCGUGGUCAAUAACCGACAAUAUCGAGGAAAAUUGGAGAAAGGGGCUGUUCUAAAGGCUAUAUGUUCUGGGUUUGAGGAAACUACUGAACCAGCUGUUUGCCUGAGCACUGAUAUGGAGACAAAUGAGUGCUUGUCAAACAACGGUGGUUGUUGGCAGGAUACAGCAGCUAACAUCACUGCGUGCAAGGAUACAUUCCGUGGUAGAGUAUGUGAAUGCCCCCUGGUUGACGGUGUUCAAUUCAAGGGAGAUGGUUAUACAUCUUGUGAAGCAAGAGGACUUGGACGUUGCAAGAUAAACAAUGGAGGAUGUUGGCAUGAUGCCCGAAAUGGACAUGCUUUUUCUGCUUGUUUGGAUAACGGAGGGGUCAAAUGCCAGUGUCCCAAAGGAUUUAAAGGUGAUGGUGUCAAAAGUUGUGAAGAUAUUGACGAAUGCAGAGAGAAGAAGGCUUGUCAGUGCCCUGAAUGUAGCUGCAAGAAUACUUGGGGCAGCUAUGACUGCAGUUGUAGUGGAGAUCUCCUAUAUAUGAGGGACCACGAUACCUGCAUAAGUAAAAUUGGAAGUCAGGGAAGAUCUCCUUGGGCUGCGUUUUGGCUGAUUCUACUUGGCGUGGUUAUGAUUUCUGGUGGGGCAUUCCUAGUGUACAAGUAUAGAAUAAGGCAAUACAUGGAUUCUGAAAUCAGAGCAAUCAUGGCACAAUAUAUGCCCUUGGACAGCCAGGCAGAAGUUCCAAAUCAAGUGAAUGAUGAAAGAACAUGAAUGAAAGGAAAACUACUGGGGUUUGACGGCAGGCAGCAUGGGUGUGGGUUUUUCCUGUACCAUGUUUGAGUCAUUUUGAAUUUUCACAUUGAAUUUAGCAGACUGUAUGUAUGAUAUGGAAAUGUAGCAUUCUGUAUACUUAGAGGGCCGAGUGGGGUGCUAUUUCUCUGGAUUCUAGGAUUUCUGCUUUACCAGACACGUUCCACGCGCAAGAUUGUAACUUAUCGUGCUGUAAUACAUGCAAGUUAACUUGGUAA